Molecule: messenger RNA, 2055 nt
Organism: Macrosiphum euphorbiae (potato aphid)
Lineage: Eukaryota; Metazoa; Arthropoda; Insecta; Hemiptera; Aphididae
Source: the annotation of a GenBank genome assembly
AUGAUUAAAAGUGGCAGAUCAAAAAGAAGGAAAACUAGACAAGAAAUAAACUUAUUAGAUACAAUAUAUUCAAACCAUAAAUUGAACAAAUGUGAUUCCAACACUUCUAAAGAAAAAUCACCACUAUUGGAAGAAAAUAGAACUAUUGUAUCGGAAAAUAACAAUUUUAUGGUUGAUAAUGACGUUGUUUUUUCAUCUGAAUCUCUUGAAGUUGAUUCAUUAGUUGUAACACCAGUGGAAAUUAGUUCAAUAUCAUGCACAGAUUUAUCUAAAAAUUGUUCACUACCAAUACCAAUUUCUGAUAUUUUGUCUGGAUGGGCUGUAAAGUAUAAUAUUUCGCACAAUGCAGUAAAUGGAUUAUUAAAAGGCUUAAAAACACAUAAAUGUUUUAGUAAACUCCCAGCUGAUAGCCGUACACUGAUAAAAAUUCCAUAUAAUACUUCUAAAGAAAUUCGUACAGUUGAACAUGGAAUUUACCAUCAUUUUGGCUUAGCUAAUGGUAUUUUGAAACAUGCCCCUCUAAAUAGUGAUAACAUUCAAGUGGUCAUAGGUAUUGACGGAUUACCACUGUCUAAAAGUGGUAAUAAUCAGUUUUGGCCGAUACUAGCAUUUAAUUUAGUCGAACCUCCAUUAGCUAAAGUUGUUUAUCUAGUAGGACUUUACUAUGGCAAAGAGAAACCCUACAAUAGUAAUAAUUAUCUUUUAGAUUUUGUAAAAGAAGCUAAGGAUCUUACCUCAAAUGGAAUUUUAAUAAAUAAUAUUAGAAUCAAUGUUUCAAUUCAUGUGCUUUGCUGUGACGCACCAGCAAAAUCUUUUGUCUUAAAAGUCAAAGGCCAUAGCGGAUUUUCUUCUUGUACAAGAUGUAAAAUAGAAGGUGAAUAUAUGAACAAUCGAGUUUGUUUUCCAUAUACACAAAUUAAAUCAACCACGAGGAGUCACCAAGGUUAUGUUAAUCUUGCAGAUGAAGAUUAUCAUGUUGGCAAUGAAAUAUCAAAUCUUGCUGAGUUGCCAAAUUUUAAUUCUGUAUCAUCUUUUUCUCUGGAUUAUAUGCAUCUUGUUUGUUUGGGCGUUAUGAAAAAAAUGUUGAUGCUGUGGGUGAACAAAGGUCAAGUUAAUGUUCGUAUUCGAUCUACCAAAAUUAAUGAGUUAUCUAAAUCUUUAUUAAACAUUAAUGUGGUCAUUACAUCUGACUUUGUCAGAAAAUGUAGAUCUAUGCAAGAAUUAAGUCGUUGGAAAGCCACCGAGUUCCGUUUAUUCUUGUUGUAUAUUGGACCAAUUGUUUUGAAAAAUAUUAUUAAUGAAGAGUGUUAUACAAAUUUUAUGACAUUGAAUAUUUCAAUGAUAAUCCUUUUAAGCUCUAAUUAUAGUUUCCUUCUCAGCUAUGCACGACAACUGUUAGAUUUCUUUGUUAUGAGUUUCCAGAAUAUUUAUGGUACACAGUUUGUAUCCCACAAUGUUCAUGGCUUGCUACAUAUAUGCGACGACUAUGAACUAUAUGGUCCUCUUCAUAACUGUUCUGCGUUUAUCUUCGAAAAUUAUAUGAAAGAAUUGAAAUCAUUUGUAAAGAAACACGAAAAGCCGCUACAGCAAGUAAUUAAUAGAUAUAAUGAAAAAUGUCAUGCCAACACAUUAAAUGAAAAUAAUUCAAGAACGAAUAAGCAACAAUUUAUCCAGAAACCUGAAUUAAAACAUAUGCAUACCAAUGGACCAUUAGUUAAGAAUGUUACUGGUUCACAGUAUUAUACAUUAUUAUUUAAAAAUAUUAAAAUUAAAAUAAAACAGGAAAGAGAUAGUUUUAUUCUUACAAAGAAUAAGGAAGUUGUAAAAUGCUUAAACUUUUGUCAAAGAGGUGAUGAUAUUUUACUAAUAGGAUGUAGAUUCAAAAUUAUAAAACCAUUUUAUGAGGAACCUAUGGACUCAACAAUAUUAAAAAUAUUCGAAGUUCAGAAUCUUUCAUCACUAAUAAAAUGUUGGCCCAUGUUGGAUUUUAAAAAAAAAAUGAUGGUAUUAAAUCAUAAUAACAUGAAUAUAGCUAUGCCUAUUAUUCAUUCAUAA